Molecule: messenger RNA, 2010 nt
Organism: Eriocheir sinensis (Chinese mitten crab)
Lineage: Eukaryota; Metazoa; Arthropoda; Malacostraca; Decapoda; Varunidae
Exons: 1
Coding region: 44-1546 (500 amino acids)
Source: RefSeq, a predicted model, not a curated record
UUAUAUUGGAAUCCUCUCCUUCCUUCCUCCUCCUCCGAGUCUCAUGAGGCAUUUUCAUUCUCUUUUUCCUCUCAUUUUCUUUGUCAUUAUCAUUUUAUCAUUAGUAUUUCCCGUGACUUGGUGGCCAUCACGGCCAGACCCUCCCCAGACGCGGCGAGACAUGGCGUGCGGGGCGCCGCGCGGCCGCCCAGAGCUUCCAGGGGCGCGCCGGGAUACGGCCGGCGGUGUGCCGCGCGGGCGGCGGGUACUGGGGAUGGCCACGAAACACCUGACCUGGCGGGCAGCGGUGCUGACGGCGGUGACGACGGCGGCGGCGUGUGUGUGCCUGUGGGGCGGCGCGGGACGGGAAGAUGCCAAUGAGCAGGGACUGGGCGGCUGGCCGGCGUGGGCGCCGCCGGCAUCGUGUGAGUGCCGCGCAAUGUUCACCGUGGGGGCGUGCGGCCUGGAGGCCGUGGCGGCAAGGCGGCCGGGCGACGCGGUGUGGGCGGCGGCGGUUUCGGGGGUGGCGACGGCGCGGGCGGGCCAAGAGGUGUCCCUCAUGCCCCGCCUGGCCACGCUGGCGCGGUAUCUGCCGAGGCUGUUCCGUGUGCGGGUUGUCGCGGACGGCGGCGUGCACGGUGACGCCCUGGCCAACCGCGCGGGGCACGCCUGGUUGCUGCGGCCGUGCGCCGUGCACCUGUACACGGCCCAGGACGUGGCCACGUGCGCACGCCUGCACCUGGCGGCCACGGGUGCGCCGCUGCGCCUGGCCUUCGUCGGGGACUCCCGCGUGCGCAACACGCUGCAGGCGGCGGUGCGCGCCUCGAGCGGCGCCGUGCAGUUCUCCGUGCCGGGCGUGGGCCUAGACGCCGCUGUGUCCUUCCUGGACAGCAUGGCCCACCACGAUCAACCGUUGCGCGCCCACGGCCUGGAGCUGCGCCUGCACUGGGCCACCUUCCUGCACCGCCCACGCCAGCCCGAGGACCAGUCCUUGCAGGGGGCGCGGGACCUGCUGGAGGCGUGGGCGGCGGGCCGCGCGGGGCCGCGGGAGGGGGACGGUCCUCCGCCGCACGUGGUGUACGUGAGCAGCGGACUGUGGGACACCAGCAUGGCGGGCGGCGGCGCGGAGGCCGUGGAGGGCUUCGUGCACACUCUGGGCGUGGUGGCGCCGCUGUUGCAGGCGCUGGCACGCCGUGCACGCGUGCUGUGGCACGUGCACGGCCCCAUCAAACCUUGGCUGGCCACGCGCGGGGCACCCAACGCGGAGCUGGACAUGAUCAACCGUGCGGCGUGGGCGCGGCUGGGCGGCGGCGACGUGUGGCUUUGGGAUUCCCGCACCGUGCUGGGCCUGCGCCAGCACGAAGAGUGCCGCGCCCUGCACGCCGCCGGCCUGCACGCCCUGGCGCCGCGCUCCUGGGGCUGCACCAACUUCCAGCACGCGGGCCGCGACGUGGAGCACGCUGCCGCCAACAUGAUCUGGAACCUGGCCUGCAACGCCAGGAUGGACCGCCCCGCCCACCUCUGCUGCGCCGCAGACCCGCCGCCGCCGCCCGCCGAGGACGUGUGAACGACGGCAAUGAGGAACGAGCGGCUGCACGGCGUGAACGAAAGAGCGGUACACGAGUGGGCGAGUGUCUGAGGCAAAACCUGAACGAGUGAUGCAGCAUGUCAGUCCCUUGGCUCAGGAACGAUAAUUACCUCAAUAUGCCAUCAUUAAAUCGCCGUGAACACUUAUGUAACUCUCUACGGGUACAAAUGUGUCAAAUAUCAAACAAUAAGCCGCCAACAAUUAGUUUCCUUAAACACAGCCACUGGUCUGGGUGAAAACAUUUAUUAUGAUCAUAAAGCCAUCAACUCUCUAUACUGGACUUAGGCAGGUCACGUAGCUCAUAAUAUAUCACGCGUUGAACCGAUAGAUAGAUAGACAGAUACACAGAUAAAUAGAUAGAUAGUAAAUAGAUAGAUAAAGAUAGACAGAUAGACACAUAGUAUACAGGUAGAUAAAAAGCAGCUAGGAAAUGAUAGACAGAC